Molecule: messenger RNA, 2310 nt
Organism: Colletotrichum karsti
Lineage: Eukaryota; Fungi; Ascomycota; Sordariomycetes; Glomerellales; Glomerellaceae
Exons: 3
Coding region: 1-2310 (769 amino acids)
Biological process (GO): peptidyl-serine phosphorylation; chromosome segregation; protein localization to kinetochore
Cellular component (GO): spindle; kinetochore; nucleus
Molecular function (GO): ATP binding; protein serine/threonine kinase activity; protein serine/threonine/tyrosine kinase activity
Source: RefSeq, a predicted model, not a curated record
AUGCACGACAGCUCCGACGACGAAAUUCCCGUGCCUAUGAAGCUCAGUGCUCUCACCAAGGCAUUACUUAACGAUGGUGGUUCCGCUGAAUCCGAACGGGCGCCCUCACCGCCGCGAACGCGCCGUCGCGCAAGCAAUCUCGCCGCGUCGACGACAUCCGCCACCGAGGAGAGAAGGUCCCUCAGGUCCGGAAGUGCACAAGCGCAAGAGACCAGGUCCUCAAAACACUCAUCGCCUAUGAGAAGCCGGGAGGCUAGUCCCAUACGCAAGAGGGUUCGCCCUCCUUCCAGAAGUCGUCCGGAGAGCCGUGACCAGUCCUCAGACGAGAGGCAAGAGCCACCGCAAGACAUCAACACGCCUGCACAGGGAGUCCGAGUUGUCCGCAUUGCUGCCGGUUCCUCCGGCAACAGGAGUCGGCUUGGCAGUUCAUCCGGCCGCUCACGACGGUCUGGUUCUCAACUCGAGCAGGAACAUUCCGAAGAACCGGUAACUUUGGGUCGUCACCCCGCUGGUAUUAAUCCUGGCAGCGUCUCGCGCCACACUUCAAACGCCGGGAAAAACAUCAAGCCGGAGGACAACCUUGCGUUGCAGGGCUCAAUGCGCGUCAAGCGUAUUGGCAAGGUUCCGGGAAGCUUUCUUAGUGGACCUGCACGACGUGGACGAAGGCGGCAGAGUGAGGAAGAGGCGGAGGCCAAUGGUGAGGGCGAGGGUCUCGUUUCCAGUUUUGAGCAUGAUGGCCAGGGCCGCGAUCUGGACAACGACUUAGCAUCAUCAUUUUAUGGAAACGGCAGGCAACUCGCAUCAGGAAGUCCAGUAGCUCUGAGCGAUCCUUCUAGAGCAGGUCACCGACGACCGGUCUCAUAUGCCGAACCGGCCCCCUCUGCUCGCCAAUCACCCAAGGAGAGAGAGGAAGAAGAGCCCGAAGAGAUUCACUACAGAUUGCCGGCACAGCGUCCUCAGGUCCCGUCGGGUCAUGACCAGGAGAACGAGCUUCCUUCCAUUCUCAGAAGUUCGAAGCCCGCUGUAAGCCUCCUGGCUGAGAAGGAGGCAGAGAGGAUACCGAGGCGGCCUGUCAACACCGAGGCUGCACCUCAUCGAUCUGCUGUGUCGCCGGAACGGAAACCUUUAUCUUCCCUGGCCAACAACACACCUCGCAGACCAGCACCACCACCUCCCCCGAAGAUGUCCGUGCUUGAUGCUGCCACUACAUCAGCCGGAGCCGCCACUACGUCUCAGGGAAAGCAGAGGCGAAAUAUACUUCGGGUGAAUGGAAAGUCCUACACAAGGCUCGACUGUCUGGGUCGUGGCGGUAGCGCUAAGGUCUACCGUGUUACUGCAGAAAACGGAGCGAUGUUUGCUUUGAAGAGAGUUUCGCUGGAGAGUGCCGACGAAUCGACCAUCCGAGGUUAUCGCGGCGAGAUCGACUUGCUGGGGAAGCUGACGGGCGUCGACCGAGUCAUCAACCUGUUCGACUAUGAAAUGAAUGACGAAAAGAGAGUCCUGACUCUGCUCAUGGAAAUGGGCGAGUUGGAUCUCAACACUCUCCUCAGGAGUCGGCAAAAUCCCGAAACUGCCAAAUUUGAUCCUGUCUUUGUCCGGUUUUACUGGAAAGAGAUGCUCGAGUGUCUGCAAUCAGUACACCAGUACGACAUCGUUCACUCUGAUCUCAAGCCCGCCAACUUCGUACUCGUCAAGGGCCGCUUGAAGCUCAUCGAUUUCGGCAUCGCCAAUGCCAUCCAAACGGAUGAGACCGUCAACGUCCACCGCGAAACCCAAAUCGGCACACCGAAUUACAUGUCGCCUGAAUCACUUUUGGACUCCAAUGCUCCUAGAGGCGGCCGUGUUCCCGGAAGACCUAAAUUGAUGAAGGUCGGAAAGCCGAGUGACGUCUGGUCGCUUGGCUGCAUAUUGUACCAAUUUGUUUACGGAAUCCCUCCCUUCGGCCACAUUGCCAACCAAAUGGCAAGAUGCCAGGCCAUCAUUAACUGGGACCACAUCAUCGAGUUCCCUUCCCGGGGAAUGGGCGGCGUUCCCGUACCUCCAUCCCUUGUACGAACUUUGAGACGAUGCUUGAACCGCGAGGUUCACAUGCGCCCGACUUGCGAAGAACUCCUUCACGAAACCGAUCCCUUCCUCUACCCUAAUGAGCUUAGCGAGAAGGCCCUCCCCAUCGACGAAGAGCUGCUCGGCAGGAUCAUUCAGAGCGUUGUUACGAGAUGCCGAGAACGCAUGCCAACCGAAGCCGAGGCCAUGUCGGUUUGGCCGUCAGCCUACUGGGCUAGUGUUAAAAAGGCAACGAAUAGAUCAUGA